Messenger RNA from Botrytis deweyae, 237 nucleotides. RefSeq lists its product as uncharacterized. The coding region runs from base 1 to 237 and encodes 78 amino acids. NCBI's taxonomy places the organism in Eukaryota, Fungi, Ascomycota, Leotiomycetes, Helotiales, Sclerotiniaceae. The transcript has a single exon. The record is from RefSeq and is a predicted model, not a curated record.
AUGUCUAUUGAAGGUGCCCGAAAAGAUACUGGACGAGCCGAAAAGGCUUUCGUUUGGAUCAAGGAGAUCUUGAAGAUGAUCAUCCUGAUAAAUGAUGUGAUACAGAUCACAUACAGACGUCAUCACUUAGGACACAUUAUGUCCAUUGGUAUUAACCUGCUAUAUUAUCGGCGGGAUUCUAUCGAAAGCAUUCAGAAAGCUUGUCGCCAAAACAUGCUUCGGGGCCGAAGAUAUUGA